AUUGACGUUAGCUUGACUAAAACUUUAGCUAAAGUGUUUUGUAGAUUCUUCGGUGAAUUUGGUUAAGUCGACAGUCGGUGUGGCAGUGAAAGUUAUUUCAUGGCAGUAGUCUUUUAAAGUUUUACUAACCCGAGCUUAAAGUGAAGUUAAAUAACCGGGGCGGGUUAAAAGUAACUACAAGAACUAGUCACGGCGGAACAAAAAGGUGGACCACAAGCCGAGUCCUGUGGCAUUUAACGCUACCUCGAGUUCAAUCUUCACCGUCGAUAUUGGUAACCAUUUCAGUAAGCUAGUUGAGAUUUCAUCAAAUCUGCAUGUUUCCCUGUGUUUUUACGUGAAUUGAAGCCGUGGGAUCGGAGAAAACAAGUGCAAUGUGGUCUCCAACAGUUAAUGGUAAGUUCUGCAGCGACCUUUUUCAUUGAACAUUAAAGUCACCAAACUCCGGUCAGAAAUAUUCUGAUUGUUUGAGAAACUUUAUUAAUAAAAACUGAUCUUUGUCUCUAAAAGAACAAAGGUAGAAUACUCUGAUUCAAAUAAGUUUCUUUAUACUCAAAUCAGCAUUUAUUUUUAAUAAAGCUGUACUUCUGUAGGGGGUUCUCCUCCAAACAAUCCUGUAGCAAACAUGGACGUACUUCUUAAGUAAAACUGGAAAAGUUUGAUGAAUCAUUCGUGGCCGAAUAAUAAAGUGUGUCUUUUUGACUUUAUUUAAAGGCUUCUUGCCUGAAGGGAAGGUAACAUUACAUUUAAAAAAAACUGCUUUAAGUUAUUUGUAUUGUGAACUGCUCAGUGGUUUGGUAUAAUAGUUCGUAAAAGUAAUAUCAGGAGCAAAAAUCAGAGUUUUUUUUCCUGCAUAGACAUUUUGUCAGUAAAAACUUAAUUUCAUACUUUAAUAAAGUGGAAACAUUGGUGUUUUUGGAUAAUGAUGAAUGAAUAUCUGCAUUUGCACCAUAGAUAAAAAGAUAGUGUUGUUUAGCAGGGGGGAUGAGUACUAAACUUUUCUACUGAAGUAAAAGUACAGCGACUUUAUUGGAGGAAGUUAACAUACUCGUCUGGUAAUCUGGUGAAAGUAUUUUAUUUGAAAUGUACUGCAAGUUUUGAGUACUUACUUAUAACCCAUGGCAGUGAGGAUGGAGGGAGUAAGAUAUGGUCCACAAACAGUGUAAAAGCACACUUUCCUGUCUUAUUGUUGUGAUAUAAGGAACAGCAUUAAUGUGUACUAUGAUCUAAACUCUUUACCUACCCAGUUUGAAGCUACUAAUUACUUUUGCAGCAACUUAAUCAGUAUAGCACCAAAAGUAGUUUAAAGUCAUGGUUGGUUGUGCAAAGAGGAUUGGCCUUAAAUAUGUUCAAAGUAGAUGAAUAUUUAUAUUCUAUUAUUGAUUUUAUUAUAUCAGGAGAGUAAAGUCUGAUAUCUAAAUACUGAAUCUCUUCGCUCAUCUGCCCCACAUGAUUAUAAUGUCAGGACUCUGAAAAAAUGUGUCAAAUUGUUGCCUAAAUUAACAAAGUUUGUCUUUAACAUAAUGAAUUAAAUCAUAAAACCUUGAUGUAUUUUUUCCUGUGGCACUAAUACUCGGUCAGAUAGAUUAAUCACAGUCCUUUAUUGAUUUUUCGAUGAUGAUUUGAUCACUUGAUUCUUCGAGGGCGUUCUCCCUCCUCUGCCCUCUCCUCUCUCCUCACAUCUUUGUGUGGUGUUUCAUUUGCAGAUGGGGGAAUGAGUGAGUUGUUGAGCUGUCAUAAACAGAAACCACUUUCUGAUGUAAUCUGCAGAGAGGCCUCUAUUGAGCAACAUCCGUCAUUUUGAAUGUGGAUGAUUGAGUGAUUGAAUUGGACCUAGACUGUCAUGUUAUACAAAUACUGCAUAAGGUAGAAGCACAGGCCUGGUGGUCGCCUGUCAGGCUUGAUCAUGUUCUCUGAGCGUAUGCAGACUCUUCAGGCCUGUUUUGAUUGGUGUUUGCAAUAUUAAUAAUAGUAUUGUCAAUUUUCUUAUUGUCAAAACAUAAAUUAAGCGAUUAGCGAUAUGAAUUACUGUUUAUUACACACCCCUAUGAUCAGUAGUCCAUGUCUCUGCAAAGUUGUCAUGUGUACAGUGGAGCCGUAGGUGAUGAUUUUUAGACAUGUAAGCCUGGACUUAAUUGUGAACUGGAUCUUGUGUGCUUUUAUUGUGAAGGAGAAGUCAAUGUGCAGCCAAUCAAGCAUGAAACCCCUUCUUUUCUCUGGUGACUGGUUGACCCCAGCAGAGAAAUUCAUGCCAUAUGGUCUUUAGAACAACCACACCUACUCUCUCCACCACCCAGAAAGGCUUGUGAUGUGGUUUGUGUUUACGAUGCUGUAUUAAUCUUAAUCUCUGCCUGUGAAUCUCGCAGGACUCCAUGUGAUGGUGUGAGGAUGAGACAGGGUGGUGCUAGCAGCGGCUGCAGCCCUGGAGGCUGAUGAAGCCGCUCUGUCGGCCGGUCAGGAUGCACAUAGCUUCAGUGGGUUUCAGCAAGUUCUGCUUCCUGCUCUCCCUCGUGUUCUGCGGCCUCCUGCUCCUGCUCAUCCCUGCCCUCCAGCCCUCUGCGCGCCAGGCAGACCUGCCCCAGCCCCGACCCCAAGUCAGGCCCGCACAGUUGAGCUCAUCACACUACAACAGACUGCCAGCAGGAUCGAUUCACGAAAGAGAAACAGACUCUAUCACAAAGUUAAAAAGGAGCUCGAUAAGACAGGGGGCAUUUAGAGACACCAGGAAGGACAAAUAUGAUCCGAAGAGGAGAACAGACCCCAAAACAGGAGCUCUUACUGGAGGAGAGAGUGAUGGACUCGCAGGGUUCAAGACUCGGGACCUGUUAGAGUUGAAAGACAUUUUUAUUGCAGUGAAAACGACAAAGAAGUACCACAAGUCCAGAGUGGGGCUGCUGACCCAGACCUGGGUUUCCCAAGCUCAAGAACAGGUGAGUUUAGCUGUUUAUUAUUUUUUUACACCAUUUCAAUCCAUUUCAUGAUUCAAACAGGAAGAAGUUUCUCCAGAAGAAAGUUAACGUUACCCAACCUCUAGAUUGCUUCCUCUUUCAAAGUAUUGGGGAGUCAAAGUAAACAGGUAUGUGACAAGAUCUGAAGCCAGAAGAUCUUGCAAGACUUUAGUGUGACACAAGUUGACAUUCAUGAUGUGAUGGUGGUGGUGGUGGUGGCUGUAUCAAAAUAGCCAAAGAAGAAGAGGAAGAGUACGUUUACUACUGAGAGCGUCGGCUUGUUCAUGCUGCAGAUGUUGGCGUCACUGACCACAGCUUUGUCCAAAAUAAUCAGCUGAUCUCUUGGCAAAUCUUCAACCUGUGUAGGGAUCCUUCAUUUGAGACAGCUGUACGAAUUUGAUAAGAGAGACCUGAGAUUGGACUUCCAUUUCAUAUAACAGAACUCAUAAAUAGAGCAACAGCAGCCACAGUGAUCAAAUGUUUGGUUUAACGUUUGCACUGAUAUUCACAUUCAUUUCUCUGGCAGAGUUGGAGUGUAACACUAAGUUUGAUUAUUAGCUGAAUGAAUAUUUAGCAGCACCCUCACAUCUUGGUUACAGGUGGGCUCUCCCUGUCUUAUCAGUAAUUAUGACAUGAUAAACUAUAGUGAACACGUCUCUAAACCGUCUCAUAACUUAGCAUACACGUUGAGAACAGCUUAAUGCAAACUGAAUACGAUAACAACCCCUGUGGGAGAGAAGUGUUGCAAGAGCCUGAACCUCUGUUACCCAAGACCCUCACCAUCCAGUGUGGGGUGUGGUACGUGGGCGAAUCACCCUCUGUAAUGAAUUCACAUUUCGUGGUCUCUGAAUCUAUGUGCUGCACACUGACAGCAGCUCAAACACUCCGAGCUCAUCUCUUAUAUCAACACAUUCCUGCUCCAUGUCCUUGUUGACAUUUCGAGGAACCACAGGACGUUUAUAGGAAAAUAAAUCUCGACUUCGCCCCUCUUUGCUCUGUAAGAGUCCCCUCUAACAGACCAAGUUGGUUAUUGAGGUCAUUUGGGAAUUAUUUAACAAUCUCAGACGCCAUAUGUUGCUCCUCACUCUGAGUCUAACACAUCAGAUUUAACUUUAUGAGCCUAAACCUCAUGACCCUGACCAUAAAACAGAGCACUCUUUUCAGUUUGAUCUUCCUCUGUAGUGCAGAUUGUAGGAAUUUGGACUGUACAUCAGGGAUGGGCCGUAUGGGCUGAAAAUUUAUCAAAAUAAGAUGUGCCAUUUUGUCGAUAACGAUUAAAGUCCCAUUAAAAAAUAUUAUAGCUCUAAUCUAUAUUUUUGACUCAUUAUGUCUUGAGAACACCAGUUCAUAGAGUAUUAAUAUAAGAUACUUGGCCACAAGUUUGAGUGGUAGGUUAUGAAGAAAACUAAUGACAUCAAACAAGUCUCAAAUGUGAAAACAUUUCCAACAUUUGUUAAAAACUCUUAUUGGACAGAGUUAACAGCAGCAGCUGAUCCACUAUCCAAUGUCAGGCAUACCUGAUUGCGCUCGUCUAAACCCCGGUCUUGAGGGAAAUCCCUCAUGUGGAGCCUUGUUCAGUAAUGAGCUGCUCAGAAAUGUCUUCUUUAUUACCUUCAGCCAUGUUUGUUUGUUAUCCUGCUCUGUGUGGGCUAUGGCUGCGUUUCAUCAACCUUACCACCUAACUUCAUCAACAGUACAUGUACUGUUGAUGAAGUCCGCUUGUUUGUUGCGAGACCUCAGGUCAGUCCAUUACGGACUGCAGCGGGGUGACGCAGCUCAAGGAAGAACAUUUAUGAACAUUACUUUAUGAUUUCCUUGAAGUAAUAAUCAACAUUCUAAUCAUUUUGCACUGCAGACGCGGUAGUUCUUCUGCCUUAGUGUCUCGGUCUGAUUGCAUUUCCAUGAAGAAAUGAUCAUAAAUGUUCUUCCUUGAGCUGUGUCACCCCGCAGUAGUCCAUAAUGGACUGGCCCGGGUUCUCAAACAAGUGGCUGCUGGAAGAGAGUAGGUGAGUUGUGUUUAGUCUCUUUGCUAAAGAAAUUAGGCAAAGUUAAAAAGAUGUUUGAUGGUUAGUACUGUGGCUGGGACCCUAGACCCUGGAAGUUACUCCACUCAUAGACAUGACUUUGACUUCCAAAAAUUGACUCACACCCAUCUCUGCAGUCCACUUCCUGUAGCAGGCUCAGUGUUAUCAGUGUUAACCCUGACCUUCCAAUAAUAGAAUCACACAGCAGGUAUAUUUCUGUGUUUAUAUUUUUGCCCUCAUAGUUACUCCUUCAGUACUAGCUUAUUUCCCAAGAGCACACAGAGCGACCAGGGAGAUGUCAAUCAAUCUGUGUGCGUAAGUGUGUGUGUGUGUGUGUGUGUGUGUAGCCUUCAGUCCUCUGACUUCAUGUGAACUGAAUGUACUUGUCCUAAUGCUGUGCAGCUGUAAAGCAGCCUUUGCAGAGGCUGUGCAUUCAGACAGUCAUCCUAAAGCAGGAGAAAAAGCCUCUCCACCCACUUUAACAGAUAUUCGAUGUAGAACUGAUGUGUGCUGUCCCCCUUUUCUUUUAUUUCUGGGCUUUUUUUAAACUCUUAUUAAGAGUACAGGACAUGAACAGGAGGAGAGAGCAGGGAAGGACAUGGAGAAAGGAGAAGCUAGAACUGAACUUGGGUUGUUUGCAUGAGGUUUAACCUCCAUGCUUGAUCACGCUUGAACUGCCAGGCCAGUGUCACCCUGGUGUAUGCUAAAGUACUCAAACAAACAACUUAUUAAUAAAGAGGCCAAUCCUCUGAUAGGCUACUGGACUAAUGCUGCGUUCGAGUUACCUCGGAAGUCAGAUGCCUGAGCUGAAAAUGACGUCACACUCAUGUUCCCAGCAUUUCACUUACCAAGUCUGAAAAAGCAAAAUCAGAAGCCUGAAACAAGAUGGCUACAUCUACGAAAGCCAAGCACUAAAAUAACUUUCGUAGAUGUAGCCAUCUUGUUUCCACCUCCAAUUUUGCUUUUUUCCAGCUUGGUAACUGAAACGCUGGUAACUCGGGUGUGACGUCAUUUUCAGCUCGGACUUCUGACCGAGAUAACUCGAACGCACCAUGAGACCCAACAAAGAACAGCCUCGACUAAGCGCCUUAGCUAACCAUACAUACUGUGUCCACAUCACUGUGGAUCACUGUGCAUUUUCCACAUUAAAUAUUUAGUCUGUUUUCUAACUUAAACCAGAAGCUCCAGACUGAAGUUAAAUUCUUAUUUUUCACUAAUAAGAACUGUGAAGAAACCCUCACGUUCAUGGACUGAGUUUGAUUUCUCUUUGUCACUUCAGUCUGUAAAUAUCCUCCACUCUGCAGCUCAUGCACUUGACCUCAGCUCUCCUCUUCAAAGUCUGCAGCUCUCUCAUUUUCGCACUUUAAGAAAAUAAAACAUGAAUUGUUUUGCUCGGUUUUAGAAAGGUCCUAAAUAUUCAGCCGGCUUUUCACGAGCAGUCUUCACUCUUGGCUCUACAGUGGUCCAAACCGCCGUCUGUAAAGUUUGACGUGUCGGACACAGAGAGCACUGUGACCAGCUCUGUGUUAAGAGCCGUUUAAGUAAUUAGUAAGUCCUUCUGCAGGACAAAGAGCCCCACUGUGGAGGGAAGGAGGUUUAACUGCAGAAACACUUCGCCCCACUUCACCCAGAAAUGUCCCAGUCUGAGAGGAUGGAGGAGUUCCAGUUCAGCUGCUGCUCCCAGUACCAACAGCCCGGCUCUGAGUCCAGGUCUGCAGCGAAAGGGCUCCACUGUGAGUCUGCUCUGUGUCAGCCGUCCACUUUAAGGAACCAUUUAAGGUUUGACACCAGAGCCGUUAGAGGUCAGGCUGUUAAAUAAAAAGCUGCUCAGACCAAUUAGAGUCUUAAGUUAAUAUAUCAGUGAAGCUGCAGUUCGAACAGGAGUCUUCACAUAAAGAGACAAACCACUGGUGUUUUAUAAGUGAAGGUGUACUUAACCAUGCUCUUUGACUCAGUGAGUGAAGGUUAAAGAGUGUCUCUGAAGAGGCUCUAUGUCCUGUACGCUCAACAUGACUGACUGGAUGCAGAGGUCUGCAGAAAAACAAACUGGAGUUCACCGAUCAGAUGUGGAUUUAUUUGUUACCCUUCCAGACAUGCAUGAAGUUCCUGAAAAAGCUUUACCUUUUAAUAACACAACUAAUGUGAUUCAAAGGUUUACCUUCAUGUACAGAAAAUCCACCCAUGUUUGGUGCUUGUACUGCACAGCCCUGUUUCCCACUGUCACUGUUGACCCCUGCAAACAGUUUUCCCACUGUCAGGAAGUAAACAUGACUUUUACAGCUUUUAACCUCUCUCAGCUUCACACAUGUCCUGAAUAACCGGUGAGAACAACGAAGCUCUUCAUGGACUGGCGGUGUGAGGGCUUCAUUGUAUACAGAUCUUUGCUGAACAAACAGUUUUCAACAGUGUGUCUUUCUUCUUUUUCAGACCUUCAUUUUCACCGAUGGUGAGGACAAGGACCUGCAGAGGAGGACGGGUAAGACAUGAGUCAGAGGAGUGGUUUCCCAAAAUGUGACUACGUCUGUCUGUUUAGUAACCAAUCAAUUACUGAGAAACAUCGAUAACUAUUACUUAAUCAAUAGGGGCGUAUUCUUGAUUCUUUGGGUCACAAUUUGAUUCAGUUCAAAAUCAAUGUGCAUCAAUACUCAUUAGUAUAGAUGACAGAAAUAUUCAGAUGUCUCAUUACAGUGACAUCUAAUACCUGUAUAAUUAUCAGUUCAGCAUCGUUUGUAACAAGUUCCCUUUGUUGCUUCCAUGGUUUGGUGUGGUACAGUACAGUCUGGUUAAGGUUGGUUCAGUAAAUCCUGACAUUUCAAUAUCUUUGCUGCAGAGCUGUUUGGUUUUUGACGUGCAGAUUCGACCUCACUUGAUUUUUUUUUUUCCCACAAAGCUUCAAAUCUGGACCAAAAACACUCAGUGAAAUGAUCAACUGAAGGCUGUGUUUGAAGGACAUCAAUUAUGUUUUUGUCACAAGUGUGAAAAAAAAAUACAACAGUUGCAUUUCUGGACUUCUUUUCAAAGUAAAAGCCUGAUCUGUUUUUGUCCUUGGAUGGACACCCUUCUCUGUGUCUGGGACUGUUGUUUGGUUACAGAGGUGACUGUCACAGCUCUUAGGUUUAAGCUUUAGUUAAACAUUUGCUGUCUUUGGUCAGGUUGGCUGCAGGCAGGCCCACAAACAGAGACUUGAUUUAACGGUCAACCUGUGGCACUCGUCUUUAAAUGAUAACCUUUUCUUCUUGUUCAAUAUAAGAGCGUGUCAAAUCUAUAACAUUUGGGGGCAAGUGUAUGGUAUGAAUAAGUUCAUGAUGAAUGAAACAAGCAGUUUAUUGACAUAAAUAUCAGUCAUGUUUUCAACCCAGCUUUUCUUCAGCUUUUGUUUAGUACCAGUGAACUGAAUCCAGGAACUUUUAGACUGUACACAGCUGCGUGAAACUAAACUUUGUUGUCCUCUACUGUCUCUCUCUCAGGAGCGAACAUCAUCAACACUAACUGCUCAGCAGCUCACACCCGACAGGCUCUGUGCUGCAAGAUGUCUGUUGAGUACGACAAGUUCAUCGAGUCUCAGAAGAAGUGAGUGAUCAGAGACCUGAACCUGACCCCAGCAGACGAGUUCAACCACUAACAGUCAGCGAGUUCAGCAGGCUGACGGGGAGCUCUGUUUUUCUCUUGCAGGUGGUUCUGUCAUGUGGAUGAUGAUAACUAUGUGAUCCUGCCCAGCCUGCUGCGACUGCUCUCCUCUUACCACCACAGCCAGGAUGUGUACCUGGGCCGGCCCAGUCUGGAUCAUCCUAUUGAGGCUGCAGAGAGGGUCAAAAGUGAUGGAUCGGUGAGUCUUCCUGCACCGUCUUGUGGAUUUCAGAAAUUUGACUUUGUUUGUAAUCUCCUGAUCUUUAUUUUUUAUCCUUAUUUCAGGUGUCUGUCAAGUUCUGGUUUGCUACAGGUGGAGCAGGUUUCUGUAUCAGCAGAGGGCUGGCACUGAAAAUGAGCCCAUGGGCCAGGUAGGUCAUAGUCUCACCUGGGGCCUCAGGCUGUUUCUCACAAGGACUGUCUCUGUUUUGGAUUUCACCUCACGGUUAUUGUGGCCAUAAAAUAUCACACGAUAGUUUUGGAAAACUAAAAAUAAAACAGUAAAAUUAGUCAAACUGAUGCAUGCUCCACACAUCUUCAUUGGUAGUGUAAGAAGAUAGAUACUUUAUUGAUCCCAUUCAUUCAUUAGCUGCUUUGCUUCGACCAUCUUUGGACAAAUGUGGGCCAGUAGGGUCCAGAAUAUGAAGCUGAUCCAGGUGUGCUGAUCACCAGGUGGAUCAUGGUUCAUAAAGGGAACAAUGUCUGAAACUACAGGCACAUCUACACACGUGGAUUAUAUUUCAUUCAGGCCAUUUCUGCGUCUUGAGCCCCCCUUCAAACAGUGGUAUGUUAGGAGGACAGGGUACUCAUGCUGCAGCAGUUAGAAAAUAAACCUCCUUGUGGUGAUUAAUCUGAUCAGAUUUUUAGUCACUGUCUGGGUGCAGGAGUGAGGUGUUUUUGACGCACUUCUAAUACAAUCCAAUGACCAAUCCAAGGUUAUUCUUGAGUUAUCUUUAUGCCAUUUAUUGAUCCAAUGAAAAACACAAACAAAAAAGACAGGUACAUUCAACUUACUAUGAUGGUGAUGAGGAUGAGGGUAAGUGUGGUGUUUGAGAUUAGCGGUAAAAACUGUGUGCUCUCCCUGUCCCUGGAUCAGUGCUUCACCUGUGUCCCUUUUGUCACAUUUACCUGCCCAUUUCCCUUCAAGUGCCGCUUGUGUUGAUUGUUCUAGUAACAAAACAAAACCCAAAAAUGGCUCAUACAGUUUUAUGAAAUCAAUGAAAUACCCUCUUUGUAACCACUUAGGUAUCUGGAGAAUGAUAUGAGAACGAGUGUAUGUAACUCUCAGAGAAUGUGCCUGAACUUGUUGCCGUCAGUCUCAGAGAGAGAGAGAGACAGAAAUAAUCAGUGACGGUGAGGUCAAGACAACGAGUGAUGGAGAAGGUUUUCAUUAUGAGCCGUCAUGGAAAUCCCCCUCUGCCUUAGCCUCUUCAAAGUGUAAUACCAAAACUGAAGGAUCUGACAGAUAAGACCGAAGCACGCUGGGUCUAAUCAAGAGUUUUGGUCCUAUUUUUUUUUAUCUGCACCGUUUCUUUUUGUAGUUGCAGCGGGCUUCAGUUUUUUUUUUUUUUUUUUUUUUUUUUUUGCAUGUGUAACAUCUGUUGUGGCUUCUUUUUUUUUGCAUUCUUUUUUAUUUGCAGCAGUGGCGGUUCUUGGCCACCAUAAAUAUAAACCAAAUAAAUGAAAAGAGGUCCAUAAAAUAGAGAGAUUGAUAAAUGUCAGAAAGCGCAGGUCACUGAUUUCACUACAUCAGAAGGAGAGAGUUUGAGGGGGUGAAAUCUCAGUGAUGAACUCUGAGAGCGUGUCCUCUGGUUUCAGUUUGGGGAACUUCAUCAGCACCGCAGAGAAGAUCAGACUCCCAGACGACUGCACCAUCGGUUACAUCAUCGAAGCGCUGCUGGAGGUGAUGCUGACUCACACACACCUGUUCCACUCUCACCUGGAGAACCUGCAGAAGCUGCCCACCGAGACAGUGCUGGACCAGGUCAGUGUGUGUUUGUGGAGAGCUCAGCCUUAAAUCAGCUUCACCAGCAGUGUUUUUAUCACUUUUGUGUUUGUCGUGCCACAGGUGACCCUGAGCUACGGAGGCUUUGAGAACAGGAGGAAUGUCGUCAGCAUUGUUGGAGGCUUUUCAUUGGCUGAGGACCCCACAAGGUGAGCAUAUAAAUGAUGAACACGGUUAUAAUCAACUUGUUUGCCCCUAAAUACUGCACACUUUCACCAUUCUGAUCAACCUUCAUCAUACACUGUAUCCAUGUAACUUUAAACUGAGUUUAGCAGAGGUACCUCCCUUGAUAGCUCAGGUUUGAGUUUAGGUUUAAUCCAUUCCACGACUUUUGCCCAUAGAUGUGCGUCACUUCCCCCCAAAUAAAGAGCUCAAGCUCAACCUGAUAACUGUCCCCCAGCUCAGUUCACUGUAAACAUCGACACCCACUGUUCCACCAGAAGGAGGCGGGGCUCCUAGAUGAGUGUCCUGGUAGUGACUCUGCACUGACCAGGAUGUGGUCUAGUCCUUGUUGGUCACAAACCCCUUCAUAACUCUAUUUUUUAACCUAACUCUUUGUAAACCUUUGUUUGAUAAAUCAGGUUCAUGGAACCUCUCUAACUUGUCAUAGUUUUCAGAGGCUCACACUCUGCAAACCUGAAUUUGAAAUGACCCUGACUCAGUCCUCUUCUUGUCCUGCAGGUUUAAGACAGUCCACUGCCUCCUGUAUGCAGAUACUGAGUGGUGUCCAAAGCUCAAAGCUCGGCACAAACACUGACAGCUCCUGAGGUUUGACCCUGCAGCACUGGUUCCUCCUCUAAGUCUCUCUGCCUCAGUCUCAAAGAUCAUCCAGAGCAGAGAGCUCACCAUGGAAAAUGGACUUCACUCAUUGUGUCAGUAAUUAGCAGAACCAAAGAAUGACUUUAGGGUGAAGAGAGCAGAGGAUGCAUCUCUUUGACUGUAAAUAAGAUUUGACAGUUGACUAUUAACAUGAGGGUCAAUGUUGGACAGAAAUACAACCGUCUCUAUCGUCCCAACACGACUCUGUGAUGAUAUGAAGUAAAGCAGUGUUCAUGAUGUUAAAUGGACUUGAAAGAACGUCGUCAUGCCAACCUUUUAAUCAUAGUUUUGGGGCGUCUUAACAUACCAGGUGUCAACAGCAGGUAGUUUCCUAUGAUUCAGAAGGAAAGCAUAAUGAGUGCAUUAGUUAACUCUGAAAUAGAGCUGUCACCAUAUCAGAUUUUUAUCUCGGGUUCAUCACAGCCAAAAUAAUCACAAAGACAUUAUUGUGAUUAAAAACGGGAGACUUGAAGACACUAUCAGGCAAGACAAGAGUGGAGCAACACGCUACUUCAAAAACCUUACAGAAACACCCGAUGUCCUACAUUUGCCUCAUAAAACGAUUGUCAUGCUUUUAUUUUUUCUGUCUUGCGUUGAGGUUGCUUUAUUUCUUGUAUUGUAAAAACUAUGCUUUUAUUUUGAAGUAUACUACUUCUGGUAGGUUAGGAGGUGUAAAUGUUAAACUGAUCAGUUACAUGAGGAGUAUGAGCUCUGAGGUUGGUUUUGGAGUCACCAUAAACCUCUAACAUCAGUUUGUAAAAGCUGGAUCAUCUCUCAGAGGGAUGCUACAGCUACUGCGCUGGCAGCUGCUCCUUCACUUGAUGGCAUGUGGCUAUCUGCUUAUUCUGCUUAUCUGCGUUAUGAAUAUUUUACAUUUUAAAUAGAUGGUUGUUUUUUUUUUUUCUGGUAUAUUGUGACAGCACUGAUCUGAAACUCUGACCCUUUGGUCCUCUUCCUCUGAGUUUGGAGCCACUUUAGGUUAAUGCUCCUAUAAAUGAAGGACAGUAUCAGUAUUAGUCAAUCUUACUCAGUCUGAGUGUGUAUUUCCAAUGUGAGCUUUUAACUCACAUCUCUUCCUUGUUUUUAAUGUCACUAUUUUAGUCUUUUCUGAUGAAAGAAGUGUCCUAAAAAGCAGUACAAUUUUAGAGUGAGUUGAUUACUGAGGCUAAUUUUAAAGGCACUGAUUAUUCCUUAGUCUCGACAUGGACCGGGCUGACGUUGGAUAGAACCACAGAUGAGAGACUUGUAGUUUUGCAUGUGAUGCUGUAAAUAUCUGCCACAAACCUUCUCCUUGUAUUAGCUCAUGUCUGGCUUGCCCAUCUCUGUGGUUUUGCACUAUUUUGAUCUAAACCUGUUCAUUACUGUGUGAGUGCAAAUAUGAGUGAAUUUCAUGAAGAAAUCUGUCAAUAUGUAGCUUUGAGUUUAUGUCCACUUGUUUUUAAAGAGUGUGCACUGAUCAUUAGAUUGUUGGAGCCAAAUGAAUCUGCACCAUACUCUUAUACUGAUUAGAUGUGAGCACAUAUAAAAAUAACAAUGGUAAUUAACCAAAUUAACAUUUAACAAAUCUGUCAACAGUCUGAGUUUCAAACUUCAAAAUGUAGCUGCUUGAAUAUUAGUCUUCAAAGUAUUAUCACAGUUAUUUUAGCUACUUACACUUAGCAAAUCUGCAACAGUAACAAAACAAAAGUUCUGCCACCCUCAUGCCUUUGCACUUAAACAUCGGACUAUUUAAAGGGAUAUUCCAGCGUAAAGUUAAGUUAGGGUCAAACACACCAUAACACAGAGAUAGACACCCCGUUGAGAGAUGUAUGUCGCCAACCGCU
Xyrichtys novacula (pearly razorfish) is the source of this 13243-nucleotide messenger RNA. The record is from the annotation of a GenBank genome assembly. Lineage: Eukaryota; Metazoa; Chordata; Actinopteri; Labriformes; Labridae.